UGCUCAAUCCACAUCCGGGUCCCUUCGCUGCUGCUGGUGUGCAGAGAUUCGGUCCCGAACACAGCGGACCAAAUUUGCGGUCAAAUCUGCCACUUCUCAUUUAACACAUACAUUCGGGACGCAAAAUAAAUGGGAAUGAUGCAUUCCUGGUUCAGACAGAUAAUGGAGGUUCGCUCUUUCACAGACUGAAUGCAAAGCAAAACAAGCCACCAGCCUGUUUCUCUCUCUCCACCGCCGCGCUCAGUUUAUAUCUAUUACUUUCUCUUCGCCCUUCGCUCUCUUUCUAUUGUGAAAUCCUUCGCUACAGAGCUCUCUGGGACUUGUUGAGUGGAUUCUUAAACGAUAAAGAUGGGUGCAUUUCUGGAUAAGCCAAAGAUGGAGAAGCACAACGCUCAUGGCGAGGGAAACCACCUGCGCUACGGCCUAAGCAGCAUGCAGGGUUGGCGCGUAGAGAUGGAGGAUGCGCAUACUUCUGUCAUCGGUCUGCCCAAUGGCCUCGACCCCUGGUCUUUCUUUGCAGUUUAUGACGGGCACGCGGGUUCGCAGGUGGCGCGAUACUGCUGCGAGCACCUCCUCGAGCACAUCACCAGCAACCCUGACUUCCAGGGUGGGGGCGGAGGUGGCGGUCCAGACGCGGAGCCCAGCGUGGACUGUGUGAAAACCGGUAUUCGUACAGGUUUUCUGCAGAUCGACGAUCACAUGCGGCAGAUCUCGGAGAAGAAGCAUGGGGGAGCAGACCGCAGCGGCUCGACGGCUGUCGGUGUGAUCAUCUCGCCCCGCCACAUCUACUUCAUCAACUGCGGAGACUCGCGGGGGAUGCUGAGCCGCGGAGGGGUUGUGCACUUCUUCACACAGGACCAUAAACCCAACAAUCCACUGGAGAAAGAGAGAAUUCAGAAUGCUGGAGGGUCUGUGAUGAUCCAGCGUGUGAACGGGUCUCUGGCGGUGUCCAGGGCUCUGGGGGACUUUGACUAUAAGUGCGUGCAUGGGAAGGGUCCCACGGAGCAGCUGGUGUCUCCGGAGCCGGAGGUGUAUGCUAUAGAGCGAUCGGAGGAGGAGGACGAGUUUAUUGUACUGGCUUGUGAUGGGAUCUGGGAUGUGAUGGCUAAUGAGGAGCUGUGUGAUUUUGUUCGUUCCCGGCUUGAGGUGACUGAUGAUCUGGAGAGGAUCUGCAAUGAAAUUGUAGAUACCUGUUUAUAUAAGGGAAGCCGUGACAACAUGAGUGUAGUGUUGGUGUGUUUCGUCAAUGCACCGAAGGUUUCUCCUGAGGCUGUCAAAAGAGAGGCAGAGCUCGAUAAGUACCUGGAGAGUCGAGUAGAAGAGAUUCUUAAGAGGCAGGGGGACGAAGGCGUGCCAGACCUGGUUCACGUGAUGCGAACUUUAGGAUCUGAGAGCAUCCCCAAUUUACCACCUGGAGGAGAGUUGGCCAGCAAGCGGAAUGUAGUUGAAGCUGUAUACAACAAACUCAACCCGUACAGGAAUGAGGAUACAGACUCUGCAUCCACGGAUGACAUGUGGUAGCCCUGCCCCUUUAUACACUGCACAGAGUUUACAACCCUCCAGAACCCCCCCGCACAAGAACUCCACAACAGGACCCGGCACCAGAACCCUGCACAAGAACCCUCAUACAGACAACUACUACAGGAUCUGCACAAGAACCCUACCACAGCCCAGCUCGGCUGCUCUGGACUGCUCAGAGGAAGAGGAGGAAGGGGCUUAUGUCUCUUCUCCCUUGUUCACAUAACCUUCCCUCUCAGAGCAAGGCAAUGGUACCUUCUGGAAAUGUCUGCAUACUCUUAUGUCCCGAAUCACUUUCUUCCCACAACCUUUUAUCCUUAACCCUCUUAAAUUUUUGUUGGUGUAAUAAUUAAUUUGAUUCACAUUUCCUUGUGUGUUUGUAAAUUUCAGCUUUUAUUUUCUGUGAAGUGCAACUGUCUUGUACAAAGAAAAGCCUGUAUCAAAUGCAGCUUGUUUUAAGUUUAUAAAAAGGAAAAAAAUGGCACAUCUUUAUGCCCCCGCCUGCUUUUCUGUUUCCUAUCCAACUGGCAAAAACCAUCACAGCAUCGGCCUCCCCAAUUUCCCUUAAUGUCUAUUUUUUUUUUUUAAACAAAACCUUUUUGUAUUGUUAUUUUAUAAGUGAAACGGGUAAAUUAUAUGGGCUCACAGCACAGUACAGUAAGCUUUUUUGUAAAUCUACGGCACAGAUGACAGUAAUUAUGUUCUCUUUAGUACUACUGUUUUUCUCUUUCUAGUGGGGUCUUUUUUUCCCCUCUUCCUCUGAGGAAACCGCUUUAAGUCCUGCUUAAAAUAAGCUGAACUUGCGUGCGUGUGUAAGAAAGUAGAAGUGUGAGUGAUAAAUAAGCGAUAUGUGUGCAUGUUCAAACCUCCCCAACUAUUCCCAUAGUGUAGCUUGUUUUAUGCGUAAAUGUCUGUUACCUGAUUGGCCCAACCUUGACUCCCCCCCCCUCAUUUCUUUCGUCAUCAACACUAGGACUCUCUUCAUUCAGUGUUCCACAGCUUUUGAUUUUUAAGACAACUAAUAGGAACAUACUAGACCAGCACAUGUGCUUGCUGGGAAAAGGAAUUGUUAGGAAGCACUCAAAAUUGAGAUGCCCUGUUAAGUGUGUGUGGAUGUUUGUGAGAAUUUUGUGAAUGGAUGUGUGUGAGAUUGCAUGUUUUAUUGUGCUUAAAACGAUGUGGGAUAUUUAAGCUUUUUGACACGCAUAUAAGGCUUUAGCUGUAGCACUCGCUCAUCUAUCCGAACUGCUCCGAGAGAGAGAGAGAGAGAGUGUCACAUGCUUUCAGAUGUUUUGGCUUUUUCCUACUUCAACUAUUUUAUUUUACAUUGAUUAUAUUAUCUGCAUCCUUCUUCGUUUUUUGGAUGUCUUUCAAGUUUUUAAUUUGAACAUUUUUGUAAAAGAACAAAUUGAGUGUAAUGCAGUGAGCCGGCCUCCUAGUGCGGCGCUUGCACGUGUUCCUCUGACCAAUAGGGAGCGCAACAGAGUCCUGUUUGCUGCUAAGUAUGUGAUUGAUUGAUUUAUUCCUUUAAAUGCUCUUUGGUUAUUUCCUUUUGCCCCUUUCCCCUCUUUCUCCAAUGCUAUAUGUAACGUGUAGUUCUGAUUUUCUUUUCUUUGAGAGGUCUAAAAGAUUGUCACUUCUGUUCAAAUGUUCUUUGAUUGUCUGAAGUGUAACAUGGUAAAAAAAUUAUCCUCAGAGUCUGUGUCCCUACCUCCCUAAACUAAAUCAUGUUUGUUGAAUAGAUUAUAUUGCAGUAAGUCCCUUGAGUCUGAAUAAUAGAGUUUUUCCUAAUCCCAUAUGUUUGCAUACUGAAAUAAGGGUAUAGUCUUUCAAAAACCUCACAGGGUGAUUUUAAUAAACUUUAAAACUAAUAUUGUUUUAAAAUGACAAUCUAACAGUGUAUAGCUAAUGUAAACAGAAAGAAUCUCCCUGUAUCAUUUAUGCUUUGGCUUGUGUUAUAACAUGAGCUUAAAGAUCAUUGUGUUUGUGUGCGAUGUAUGUUUUCCCCAGUGGAAGUUGAGAUAUUUGUGAAAUGGGAGGAUUUGGAAAAUAAAUCUGUGAUUAAAGGGACAGUUCAUUUACAAAACGUUUUGAUCACCCUUUUGUUGCUGUAAACCUCACAACAACAAAUUUAAACAAUGUUGUCUCUUUUUCCAUGCAAUGAAAGUUAAUGUGGACUACAAUUCUGCCUAACAAGUCUUUCCUUUACACUUAAGAAAGAAGACUGAGAAGAUUGUAAAGGUUAGGAACAGCAUGAGGGUGAGUAAGUGAUUGGAAUGAUGAUUUUACCGGAUGAACUAUCCCUUUAAUACAAUGUUUUAGGAUGGCAUUAGAAGCCAGGAUAUAUUUGUGUGUUUUGGGGUUUUGCGUCUGGAAAUCUGUAGUCGCUUUAGGAAUGUAGACAAGAGGAACAACUAUUAACAGGCUGCUGUUGGUUUGCUUAACCUUCAGUUUGGACUUUUAAACAACUUGUAAGUUAAAGUUGACAUUGCGUUUAACUGUACUUUCGAAGCUUUCAGAUAGCUGCAGUGUUUUUAUAUAUUGCUGUUGUACAAGUUUAUCCCUUCAUUAUGUUAUGCGUCCAGAUAGAUCCAGAUUUUUUAAAUCAAAACAAUUAGGGCAGGAGAAUUGAGUUAAAAGGCUGGGUAAUGGCAUACAAUGAAAACAUACAUCACCAGUUAUUGACUGCAGAAGUAUUUAUGAAUGUGUUAUUACUUUGUCCUGUCACUCAAGUUGGCAAGGGCAUUUUUCAAGGAAUUCAUAUCGUGCAUGAAACUGAUUUUUUUUAUUGUGCGUAAGCUUUUUGGUUGACUUUUCUGAAGUCGACCGAAUAUGCUCGUAUUUUAGUUUUAUGCUCUUAAAUCCCUUUUCAAUGUUCGCUAGUUUCAUAGUGUUAUCUUGGUAGACGAUUUCGUUGGUAUAUCUGGACCUGCCUUCUUAAACCAAGUGAUUAAUGCAGCCUUAACGCAUCCUGCGAAAACCCACCCUUCAAACCCCAAAAGCUGUCACAGUGUGCUCAUAGGUUGCUGUAGGCUUUAUAUGACAGAGUCUCCUACGUACCUCCACGGUUUUGUGCAAAAGCGAAUUUUGCAUUUAAUCCAGUGGACACAUUCUCAUGGACACACGUUUGAAAUCCCACCUCCGACCCAAGGGAUUUGCGUUUUGCCCACCUUCGACCCAAGCGGGAUUUGCGUUUUGCCCAUUUCAGUCAUCUGCUGUCCUCAUAAGCUAAGCUAUUUUUGUUAAAUAAUUGAUAUGUAUAUUUGUAUUCAUUUAUAAAUAUGUACACAAAAUGAAGUGAGUAAUCAAGGAUAAUCUGUUUUCCCUGUAACCCACUGUGACCCUCUGGUCAUCUUCUAACUGUUCCACUGUCCGUUUUUGUUGUUUUAAUCUUUUCAGACUGGAAAUAAACCUAUUUUAUUUGAAAAUAGUGUA
Messenger RNA from Triplophysa dalaica, 4953 nucleotides. It is a transcript of the gene ppm1aa, whose product is annotated as protein phosphatase, Mg2+/Mn2+ dependent, 1Aa. The transcript is spliced from 6 exons. Lineage: Eukaryota; Metazoa; Chordata; Actinopteri; Cypriniformes; Nemacheilidae. Gene Ontology annotation, molecular function: magnesium ion binding; manganese ion binding; protein serine/threonine phosphatase activity. Gene Ontology annotation, cellular component: cytosol; nucleus. Gene Ontology annotation, biological process: positive regulation of canonical Wnt signaling pathway; negative regulation of canonical NF-kappaB signal transduction; protein dephosphorylation. Bases 349 to 1521 code for a protein of 390 amino acids. The record is from RefSeq and is a predicted model, not a curated record.